AUGGCACCGCUCAGACUGCGCAUCGACGGCCGGACGUUCCGGGAUCCCCAAAACCGCGAGGUGACGCUGCACGGCAUCAACUGCGCCGCCGACGCAAAGUUCCCCGCAACCCCCGACCAGCCCUCACACGUCUCCGACAACUUCUUCGACGGCGACAACGUCUCGUUCGUAAACCGCCCUUUUUCUCUCUCAGACUCGGCCGAGCACUUUUCGCGACUGCGCAGCUGGGGAUACAACACGAUCCGCUACAUCUUCACAUGGGAAGCAAUAGAACAUGCAGGGCCGGGGAUAUAUGACGAGGAGUGGAUCGAACACACCAUAUCCAUUCUGCGCAAGGCGAAAGAAUAUGGGUUCUAUAUCUUCAUGGAUCCCCACCAGGAUGUCUGGUCACGAUUCUCUGGAGGUUCCGGAGCACCUAUGUGGACACUCUACGCAUGCGGUCUGAAUCCGCAGUUCUUUGCCGUCACCGAAGCCGCCCUCGUACAAAACACGUACCCCGACCCGAGCACAUUUCCCAAGAUGAUCUGGGCGACAAACUACACACGAAUGGUGUGUCAGGUCAUGUUCACGCUGUUCUUUGGCGGCAAAAAUUUCGCCCCCAAGGCCAUCAUCGACGGCAAGAACAUCCAGGACUAUCUGCAAGACCACUACAUUGGCGCAUGUGAGCAUCUUGCUCAGCGGAUCCAUGCGGCGGGUGAUCUGGAAUACGAUCCAGUCAUUGGAUGGGAGAGCAUGAACGAGCCCAACAGGGGCUUGAUUGGCUUUUCUGACAUCUCCGUCAUCCCCAAAGAACAGCAGCUUAAGAAGGGAACCACGCCUACCGCUUGGCAGGCAAUACUUACCGGAUCUGGUAGAGCUUGCGAGAUCGAUACGUGGGACUUUGGCGGCAUGGGACCAUUCAAGUCCGGUUCAGCACUGAUCGACCCCGAAGGCAAGACGGCCUGGUUGCCCGCAGACUACGACGAAUCGCAUUACGGCUGGAAACGCGACCCUGGUUGGAAGUUGGGGGAGUGCCUUUGGGCUCAACAUGGCGUUUGGGAUCCAACAAGUGACACGCUCCUCAAGAAAGAUUACUUUUCGAAGAAUCCAGAAAAUGGCGCCUCGAUUGAUUACGAAUACUUUACGAACAACUAUUACCUAGCACAUUACCGCAAGUACAGCAAGAUGGUCAGAUCAGUGUUCCCAGACGCGAUAAUGUUUUGUCAGCCCCCAGUGUUGGAGAUACCACCCACUAUCAAGGGAACUGCGGACGACGAUCCGAACAUGGUCUUUUCGCCACAUUUUUACGACGGCAUAACCCUGAUUACGAAGAAAUGGAACCGUGUAUGGAAUGUGGAUGUGUUUGGUGUGCUGCGAGGAAAGUACCUCACGCCAGCAUUCGCCAUCAAAAUUGGGGAGAACGCCAUCCGAAACUGCUUUGCUCAUCAACUCAGAGCGAUAAGGGACGAAGGCACAGAGCACAUGGGCGUCCACCCCUGCGUCUUCACCGAGAUUGGUAUUCCCUACGACAUGGACGACCAGUACGCAUACAAGACGGGCAACUACAGCAGUCAGAUCGCGGCACUGGACGCCAAUCAUUUCGCCCUCGAAGAGAGUGAGGCAAGUGGGUUUGCGUUGUGGACAUAUGUUGCGACAGUAAGUCAACGCGGUAACACCCACUACUGGGGCGAUCAGUGGAACGGGGAGGACCUCUCCAUCUACUCAUUAGACGACAAGGCAGUCCCCGCAGGUGCAUUCUCGCCAGCAGACUCCCGCGCAUCGUUGGACACGGACUCGCCCGCUUUCUCUCGCGCUCAUUCAACAGAUACACUCAGCGUCACGCCCGACACGCUGAAGAAGACAAUAACACCCGAACGCAUGAGCUCGAGCAAGAAAGAGGGAACCGUCCGCGGCCUGCGCGCAGCCGAAGCGUUCAUUCGUCCAACACCAUUCGCUGUGCAUGGUAACAUGUCACACUACGGGUUUGAUCUGAAGACGUGCACAUUCAAGUUGAACCUUACCGCGCCAAGCUCCACACCGCAAGACCACCCGACAGUCAUCUACCUGCCGAUAUUCCACUUCCCAGAGACCAGCGUCGAAGCCAGUGGUGGCAACUGGACUAUCACUUCGGAGAUUAGCAACGGCACCGAGCAGCAGAUAAUGAGGUGGUGGCAUGCGGAAGGUGACCAGACGUUGAGCGUCAAGGGCGUGGUGAGGAAGCCUGGGAAUCCCGUGGGGACAGACGAGGAGGAGGGAUACCUGAAGCAGUGCCAGAAGAACAGCUGUAUUGUAAUGUAG
Molecule: messenger RNA, 2277 nt
Organism: Dothidotthia symphoricarpi CBS 119687
Lineage: Eukaryota; Fungi; Ascomycota; Dothideomycetes; Pleosporales; Dothidotthiaceae
Product: glycoside hydrolase family 5 protein
Exons: 4
Coding region: 1-2277 (758 amino acids)
Biological process (GO): ergosteryl 3-beta-D-glucoside catabolic process; carbohydrate metabolic process
Molecular function (GO): steryl-beta-glucosidase activity
Source: RefSeq, a predicted model, not a curated record